Messenger RNA from Dichotomopilus funicola, 954 nucleotides. RefSeq lists its product as uncharacterized. NCBI's taxonomy places the organism in Eukaryota, Fungi, Ascomycota, Sordariomycetes, Sordariales, Chaetomiaceae. The coding region runs from base 1 to 954 and encodes 317 amino acids. The record is from RefSeq and is a predicted model, not a curated record. The transcript has a single exon.
AUGGGGGACGAAGCAGCGAAGCAGGAACCGAAAGCCGGAAAGGGCAAGGCUGUCACAAGGCCGGGGGAGGGGGACGAUGCGGCUGAUUUGCAAGCUUCGGGGACGUCACUACCCCAGAUGGUGCAGUCCGCGGCGUCCUUUCUGCUCUCGGGGCCGCCAGCCGGGAGCGGACUUGGGGCCAGCGACGAAAAGGGAGGCUCAUCACGAGUCGGAGAGGCUCUAGCAAGGGCAGGCGAAAGCUCCGUCCAGCUGCGCUCCAACCUUCCAGCGCCGGGUGGUGCGACUCUGAGGUCGGGGCAGGCGCAAGAUCAUAUUGCUCAAGAGGAAGCAUCCUUCUCAGCCUUCCUCAACAGUGACAAUGCACCGGCGCUGACGGUGCCGGAGGAGAUGCAAAACGCGUGGCAGCCGGCCGCCCCUAGGAGUGCAAUACCGGCGGCCGAACGGGCAGAGCAGCCGAACUCCCACUCAGUCGCGGAACAACAGGCGAGAGACGGGAACGAUGUUGUCGCCAUGCUGUCCGGGGAUGGCGACCUUGAACAGGUGUUUGCAGAGGUCGGCGCGGCCCCGUCACCGAGCGACCUCGCAAAUCUCCGCGAGGCGUUGUUCGGGGAAGGUGCUGAGAACCGCGUGCCUUCAUCUGCGUGGGACAACGUACUCAACUUUAUUCCUGAAUACCUCAGGGCAGCUCCAACCGAAAGCAUCGGCCCGGGAGACCCGGUAUCCCAGCAUCUCGGCACAUCAAACACUGGAGAAGCCUGGGAAAGCUGGCUGGAUCAGUGGUCCCGGGUGCUGACGAGCUACCAAGACGAGGUCUGGGGCGACCUUAAUGCGCUUGUCGAGGAGGCUCGCGCCGAGGUGCAGCAGAUAGAGGAGAUCAAGCCGGGCGACAAGCCUAUUGAACCAACGGCCUUGUUGCGGUUGAGAACCAUUCUCGGUCACCUGCGCGGGCCGUGA